AUGCUUCUAUUUCUUAUGUUCAUUGGAGUGGGGAUCUGCAAGGAAAACGCCGUGAUCCUUAUCCUUUGCAGGAAUAGCGACAAAAACGGAAUAACGGAAACGAUAAAGAAUUUUGAGGAGAUGUUCAACAAAAACUUUGGAUAUCCCUAUGUUUUCCUGAACGAUGAGGAGUUUACCGAAGACUUCAAGAAAUCGAUAAAGGAUGUUACGUCAAACAGUGUCGAGUUUGGAAAACUUGAUCCCGAGGAGUGGGAAGUUCCACCAUGGAUAGACAUGGAGAAGGCAAACCAAGGGAUGAAGAGCCUAGAGGACAGAAAUGUUAUUUAUGGAGGAUCUCUGUCAUACAGAAAGAUGUGUAGGUUCUUCUCAGGGUUCUUUUAUAGGAACAAAUUAGUCCAAAAGUACGACUACUAUUGGAGGAUAGAGCCUGACGUGAAGUUUCUGUGCCAGAUAGAGUAUGACCCAUUUACGUACCUAAGAGAAAAUAACAAGCAGUAUGGAUUUGUGAUAUCUCUAGCUGAGUUCAUGGAGACGAUUCCUAGCCUUUUUGGAGAGGUGAUAAAGUUUGCAACGAAGAAUCUGAACUUAAUAAAGAAGGUCAACAGCAACAGAUUCAUACUGAACAAUGAUAGAUCGUAUAAUGGAUGCCACUUCUGGUCGAAUUUCGAGAUAGCAAGCUUUAGUUUUUUCAGGAGCGAGACAUAUCAAAAGUACUUUGACUGGCUGGACAAGGCCGGAGGCUUCUUCUAUGAGAGAUGGGGAGAUGCACCUGUGCAUAGCAUUGCAGCGUCUCUUUUUCUGGACAAGGAUCAGAUUCAUUUUUUCAGUGACAUAGGAUAUGAGCAUCCCCCCUUCCGUCAUUGCCCGAGAGAAGCAUCGAUGAAAUCGAAGUGCAAGUGCAGCGUCAAAGACUCAAUGGACAUCUCUUCGAACACAUGCCUGGGAAUGUACAUAAAAUCUCUUUUGUGA
Messenger RNA from Encephalitozoon hellem ATCC 50504, 969 nucleotides. Its product is annotated as alpha-1,2 mannosyl-transferase. The transcript has a single exon. NCBI's taxonomy places the organism in Eukaryota, Fungi, Microsporidia, Unikaryonidae. Gene Ontology annotation, biological process: cell wall mannoprotein biosynthetic process; protein N-linked glycosylation. The record is from RefSeq and is a predicted model, not a curated record. Gene Ontology annotation, molecular function: alpha-1,2-mannosyltransferase activity. Bases 1 to 969 code for a protein of 322 amino acids. Gene Ontology annotation, cellular component: Golgi apparatus; membrane.